Messenger RNA from Sinocyclocheilus anshuiensis, 1466 nucleotides. Its product is annotated as DOMON domain-containing protein FRRS1L-like. The record is from RefSeq and is a predicted model, not a curated record. Bases 174 to 1007 code for a protein of 277 amino acids. The transcript has 5 exons. NCBI's taxonomy places the organism in Eukaryota, Metazoa, Chordata, Actinopteri, Cypriniformes, Cyprinidae. Gene Ontology annotation, biological process: regulation of postsynaptic membrane neurotransmitter receptor levels; regulation of glutamate receptor signaling pathway.
CCCCGCGGACCAACCGAAACGUUUUAUCAUGAAGGCGAUUUAAUUAGCUACAUUUUAUUAUUUGUUAUCAAUCUAAGCAUCAGUACUGGAAUGCGACGACUAGUAAAUAAGACCCGAGUCUCUUCGCGCGUACAAUAACAAUGAUCGUAUGAUUAGGUCCAACGCAUCCAGUCAUGUUUCUUUUGCAUCCGCUGCUGCAGAUCUCUGUUCUGCUGGAUGCGGUUUCUGCCAGCCCUACCGAUGAUAAUGUGCUGCGGGCCGGUCAUGGAGAACACGGAGAGCCGGGGCAUGAAGAACCCCAUAAGGAUUCCUACAGUACAUUCGCCUCCGAGUUCCUCGAGUCCAGAUACCUCUCAGACGAAGGUUACCCCUUCCCAGCUGCACCCCCUGUAGACCCAUUUGCCCGCAUCAAAGUUAGCGACUGUGGAAUAACCAAAGGAUGCAUCAGAUAUGGCAAACCAGGCUGUGACGCAGAGACUUGUGACUACUUCCUGAGUUUCAGACGCAUUGGCACAGAUGUGGAAUUCGAGAUGAGUGCAGACACUGAUGGAUGGGUUGCUGUCGGUUUCUCCUCUGACAAAAAAAUGGGAGGUGAUGAUGUCAUGGGCUGUGUUCAUGACGAUAACGGACGUGUACGGAUACAUCAUUUCUACAACGUGGGCCAGUGGGCCAAAGAGAUCAAGCGCAACCCGGCGCGGGAUGAGGAGGGCAUCUUUGAAAACAACCGCGUCACGUGCCGCUUCAAACGGCCUCUUCAUGUGCCACGGGAGGAGACGCUGGUGGACCUGCACCUCAGCUGGUACUAUCUGUUCGCUUGGGGACCUGCCAUUCAAGGUUCCAUCACAAGGCAUGACAUCGACUCCCCACCAGUGUCAGAUCGCAUGAUUAGCAUCUAUAAAUAUGAGGACAUUUUCAUGCCCGCCACAGCCUAUCAGACAUUCUCCUCUCCCUUUUGCCUCCUCCUCAUCGUUGCUCUUACCUUCUACCUGCUGAUGGGCACACCAUAACCAGCGAAGCCGUGUCACUGAGAGAAUAAAUGAAUACAACAAACUAUGGAGCCACUAUAGCAUGACUGUGUGCCAACAUAACAGUAUUAGAAACAGGCAGCAAUAAAUUGCAAUUCUAUAAUAUCCUCAAUCUAUGUACACUAGAAAGGUAUUUGGACUGUGGAUUAAUAUUCAGUUUUAUACAAGCAAUGAUUCUCAUUUAGAGGAGAGAGGGUCAACCAUACACUUAUUAUAUAUUACAAUAUAUUUUAUUUUGAUGAAAGAGUAGAGAAACCUCAAGUGGUAUGUUAUGGUAGGUAUAGCCUACAAUAGUUGAAACAAUCUGAGCCAAAUUAAUGUUAAUAUUCAGUAUACUUAAAGUGCAGUCACAUUAGUGAACUUUCAGUAAAAUUUUGCAUUCAAGAAAGUCCAUUGUAUAUCCCUGUCAAACCAUCAGCUUUCUGUUGGUCAAAGCUGUGA